GACUGCGGCCAUAGUACAGGAGAUGGCCAGAGACUGCGGCCAUAGUACAGGAGAUGGCCAGAGACUGCGGCCAUAGUACAGGAGAUGGCCAGAGACUGCGGCCAUAGUACAGGAGAUGGCCAGAGACUGCGGACAUAGUACAGGAGAUGGCCAGAGACUGCGGACAUAGUAAAGGAGAUGGCCAGAGACUGCGGACAUAGUACAGGAGAUGACCAGAGACUGUGGACAACAGUACAGGAGAUGACCAGAGACUACGGACGUACUCCAGGAGAUGACCAGAGACUGCGGACGUACUCCAGGAGAUGACCAGAGACUGCGGACUGCGGACGUACUCCAGGAGAUGACCAGAGACUGCGGACGUACAGUCCAGGAGAUGACCAGAGACUGCGGACACAGUGCAGGAGAUGACCAGAGACUGCGGACACAGUGCAGGGGAUGACCAGAGACUGCGGACAACAGUACAGGGGACGACCAAGAGACUGCAGACAGUACAGGGGACGACCAAGAGACUGCAGACAGUACAGGGGACGACCAAGAGACUGCAGACAGUACAGGGGACGACCAAGAGACUGCAGACAGUACAGGGGACGACCAAGAGACUGCAGACAGUACAGGGGACGACCAAGAGACUGCAGACAGUACAGGGGACGACCAAGAGACUGCAGACAGUACAGGGGACGACCAAGAGACUGCAGACAGUACAGGGGACGACCAAGAGACUGCAGACAGUACAGGGGACGACCAAGAGACUGCAGACAGUACAG
Messenger RNA from Staurois parvus, 764 nucleotides. The record is from the annotation of a GenBank genome assembly. Lineage: Eukaryota; Metazoa; Chordata; Amphibia; Anura; Ranidae.